Messenger RNA from Bipolaris maydis ATCC 48331, 409 nucleotides. RefSeq lists its product as uncharacterized. The record is from RefSeq and is a predicted model, not a curated record. Lineage: Eukaryota; Fungi; Ascomycota; Dothideomycetes; Pleosporales; Pleosporaceae.
CAAGCAGAGCUUAGCAGUUUGCGCUCAAGCUUCUGAAGACGAAUCUGCAGAGCGAGUCAACAUGUUCGAUGAAGUCUCACUUGGAGAAAAUGGUCACCAAGUUAUCGUGUCAACAGUUGGGGAUUUGAUUAACGCUCGGCGAGUUUCGGCUGGUGCAAGGUCUACACAGUUACUAGGGCAAAUGUCCGAUUCCACGCUUCAGACGAUUCGGCAGCGUCAGAGUCAUAUCAUUUCGAAACAGGCACCUUUGCAGCAGGAAGACGAUGCGUUGUCUUCUAGUGACUAGCAUCAUUCAAUUCCUAGGAAAGAGAAUACGAGCGGGCAUAGGGAUGUGGAAUGGAAUGAUUUUACAAAAAGGACAAGCUGACUAGCUUACUAUGAAGGUCAGAGAAGUCAUCGAUGGUAAAAG